This is a messenger RNA of Bacillus rossius redtenbacheri, 952 nucleotides long. RefSeq names its product short transient receptor potential channel 5-like. The transcript has 6 exons. Gene Ontology annotation, cellular component: plasma membrane; cation channel complex. Bases 60 to 920 code for a protein of 286 amino acids. The record is from RefSeq and is a predicted model, not a curated record. NCBI's taxonomy places the organism in Eukaryota, Metazoa, Arthropoda, Insecta, Phasmatodea, Bacillidae. Gene Ontology annotation, molecular function: store-operated calcium channel activity; inositol 1,4,5 trisphosphate binding. Gene Ontology annotation, biological process: calcium ion transmembrane transport; regulation of cytosolic calcium ion concentration.
CCUGGGGCGCGCUGGACCCGGCGCUGGUCGCCGAGGGCCUGUUCGCCGUCGGCACCGUCAUGGCGUUCGGCCGCCUGCUGCUGCUCUGCAACUUCAGCUACUACCUGGGCCCGCUGCAGGUUUCGUUCAUAAAAAUGGGAAAAGACGUUGCGAAAUAUGCUGUUAUAUUGGCGUUGAUUAUCUUCUCCUUCACUGCAGGCCUCGGCAGGCUGUACCAGUACUACGACGGGAUGGUGCAAGUGGACCCCAGCACCGGCGACAAGGUCCAGCAGGUCAGCUCGUUCGUGGGCCCGCUGAGCACGGCCAGGACCCUGUUCUGGGCGCUGUUCUGCAUGUCGCCGCUGGAGAGCACUGACGUCGUCAUCGAGAACCGGGCACGCGGCGCCGUCAACACGCACGGCUUCACGCAGGCCGUGGGCGCGCUCUGUUUUGCAGUGUUCCACGUGAUCUGCGUGGUGCUGGUGCUGAACAUGCUGGUGUCCUCGACCACCAACACGCUGCAGAAGGUCAUCGACAACGUCAACGUCGAGUGGACCUACAGCCUCACCGAGGUCCAGCUGAACUACCUGGCGCAGAGCACUCUGCCGCCGCCUCUGAACCUCAUCCCGACCGUCUCGGGCUACCGUUUCGUGUCGGAGUGGAUUCGCUACCUCGUGGCUCCUCCAGGCACCAAGAGGAACAAGUGGUCACUCAUGUACUGCUGCUACAAGGACCACGCGCAUGAAAAAUGCGCAGAGAAGAACUUCCCAAUCGUCAUGUCUCAGUUAGUGCAGCGCUACUUCAGAGAGAAGGAACAGAAGUCGGAAGAAAACAACCACAUCAGCCAGCUGGACAGCUUGCGCAAGGAGUUGCUGGAAUGCAAGACUGCCGUGCGCCGGCUAAUGGAAGAAAAUACGCAGACGGACACAGUCGUUCCCUGAACGAGUUAUUUUUUACUCUGCCUGUAUAUACA